AUGACCUCACCAGCCGCAACGCCGGCCGAAGAUACACAACGUCCCUUGUCCGAGUCCAUCGCCGCCGCGACCCGAUCUGUUCAUGCAAAACUCAACAAGAUUAUCAUUGCCCGCCUGCCCUUGGCGAUCCCGCCCCGCGCCGUAGAUCCUUCACUCUACGCUUCCGGCCUCCUUCACAUCACGCCCAUCUACGACACCUUUGAGUCAUUAUGGAAGACUAUUGCAGAAUCACCCCAACUUCCUUCCACUGACGAGGCCGAUGACGAGUGUAAAUCAAACCAAGUUGACCUUACACCAGUCUCGAACAUCGAAUCUAACUUGCGACACCAACCUGCUCUUUGCGAGCGGACACGCUCAAUACUAACGUCGCUGUACCUACCCGGACUCAUGCGUUCUGAUCGUCUGCGAGCUGAUCUUGGUUCCAUCACCGGAUGGUCCCCCGACGUUGUGAAUGAGCAACUUACAGCGAUCUCUCAGUCAGGACGGCUAGCCGAGUUCACAAUGCACGUUAGGCGCACUAUUGAGAAGAAGCCCCACGUCCUGAUGGCAUACUCGUACAUCUUGUUCAUGGCCCUCUUUGCUGGCGGACGUUUCAUCAGAGCAACACUCGAGUCUGCGGGAUCAGAAUUCUGGGAGCAAACGUCGUCGCCGAUUCCACCAUCGCAGAUGCCCUGCCAAGAACGCACAGCACCAUCGAACGCUGCUAUUCCCAACGCAACACCGGUUGACAUGUCACGGGGUGACGACCGUGGGAAGAUUGAAGUCGGCGCAAAGCACAUGCGUCAUUCUCUACCCCUGGGCUUCUUCCACUUUGCGACGCCCCUGGACGGCGAGGACCUCAAAAAAGAGUUUAAGAAACGGCUAGCGGAAUCCGAGCAUCUCCUGACACCGCGUGAGAGGCAUGACAUCAUCCAAGAGGCCGUCUGCAUCUUUGACAAUAUGUUGCUGCUCGUUGGGCAGCUGGACAAUGUGUGUGACACGGACUUGGAACAUGGACCUUCCGUCUUGGAAUCAUGGGCAUCAUUGGUACCCGGCGGUCGUCUACGCGACAGUGUAGCCAUUGCUCGAGACAGGAAGAGGGAGAAGACGGUCUCGAAGAGUUCCGAGGACAGCGAGAAAUCUGAUUCGUGGCUCUCAAGGCAUACGAGGCAAAAGGCAUGUGAGACUUCACAGUCUCACGCUUUGAGCGACCUGGAAAAACAGCCCCCGGCAUGCUGUCCGGCCUCCAAGUCUAUGAGAUUUGAGCCGAAGCUAGCGGUACCAAGCAGAAAGAACAAGGGCCAGACGUUCUCGACAGACGGCGCGCUUAACGCAACGUCUUCCACAGGAGGUGUGGCGUCGAGGCAGGGUCAGCUAUCACGCUCUGCCACUUCCUUGAUAUCUAACAUUAUCAUCGUUGCAGGCUUAGCUGCCAUUGCCAGUAUAUUCUUUCUAGUAAGGAAGAUGGGAGCGAAGGGCGUGUAG
Colletotrichum godetiae is the source of this 1464-nucleotide messenger RNA. RefSeq lists its product as uncharacterized. Gene Ontology annotation, biological process: heme oxidation. Bases 1 to 1464 code for a protein of 487 amino acids. Gene Ontology annotation, molecular function: heme oxygenase (decyclizing) activity. The transcript has a single exon. The record is from RefSeq and is a predicted model, not a curated record. Lineage: Eukaryota; Fungi; Ascomycota; Sordariomycetes; Glomerellales; Glomerellaceae.